Cotesia congregata is the source of this 909-nucleotide messenger RNA. Lineage: Eukaryota; Metazoa; Arthropoda; Insecta; Hymenoptera; Braconidae. The record is from the annotation of a GenBank genome assembly.
AUGAAGCAAGGAAUUAUCUUUUUCUGUUUGGUUAUUGCGAGCGUCAGCGGGAAUAAAAUGAUAAUUAACGAUCGCCAGCAAGAAAAUUCUUUAGGACGUCUGAAGCACGAUGCGAGGGAAUUGGUUGAAAUGUGUUUCACCAAUAAUUCAAAUCUAGUGAUGAUCUCCGAGGAUUUGCUCGAUGAUAAUUGGAACCAUGGGGAAAAUUCGCUGAUUGUAAUCGACCACAAAUUCAACAAACAGAUCACAGGUUUUCUCCCUGCGUAUCCGAUAUAUAUCCUUUCAUUUAGAUCGAUCGAUAAUCUAAAACCGGUCGUCGACAAUCUCCAAAGAUCAAAGUUUUGGAACACAGGAUCGCCGUUUCUGAUGGUCAGAACCGGGUCGCGUUGUUCCAACACCAAGAAAAUACUAGAGUUCAUGUGGAACCGAGAUUUUCUCUCUGUUUAUUACCUGUGCAAGAAUAAAAAUUCGUCGGUAAUCUACAUGCUGAAUCCUUAUGCAAGCUACGCUCCGGCGCCAUGGAAGCUGAUUGAAAAAUUUGAGGACUAUACUGGAGAAACAAAAAUUUCAAUUGUGACCAAAAAGACUGAUUUUCUAACGGGAAUCAGCGAAAUAAUUAACAAUGAACAGUUUGUAAUCGGAAUAAGCUUGCUGUUAAUCAUGUUUACAAUAGUAAUGGUGAUCAUCAUCAAGGAUGACAUAGGUUUAGCUGUAAUGAAAAUGGCGAGGUUAGUUACUGGUAUGGCGCUUGAAACUCCACUCAAUCGUCUUGCGAUAAAGGUUAUAUUCUUCUUUGGUUUCCUGUUUACGUUUCUGAUAGUUCCUGAUUGUCUGGGCAACAUAACAGCUACGUUAACGAAUCCUCCGAAGCGUAACGUCGAUAGUCUGGAGGAUUUCUAUGAGAACUAA